Messenger RNA from Indicator indicator, 2037 nucleotides. RefSeq names its product ATPase H+ transporting V1 subunit A (gene ATP6V1A). NCBI's taxonomy places the organism in Eukaryota, Metazoa, Chordata, Aves, Piciformes, Indicatoridae. The transcript is spliced from 14 exons. Gene Ontology annotation, molecular function: ATP hydrolysis activity; proton-transporting ATPase activity, rotational mechanism; ATP binding. Gene Ontology annotation, cellular component: lysosomal membrane; proton-transporting V-type ATPase, V1 domain. Gene Ontology annotation, biological process: proton transmembrane transport; ATP metabolic process. The record is from RefSeq and is a predicted model, not a curated record. Bases 1 to 1854 code for a protein of 617 amino acids.
AUGGACUUCUCCAAGCUACCCAAAAUCCGUGAUGAGGACAGAGAGGCUUUUGUUGGCUAUGUCCAUGGAGUCUCUGGACCUGUGGUCACGGCAUGCAACAUGGCAGGUGCUGCUAUGUAUGAACUGGUGCGAGUGGGCCACAGUGAACUGGUGGGGGAGAUUAUCCGACUGGAGGGUGAUUUGGCAACUGUCCAGGUGUAUGAAGAAACAUCUGGUGUCUCUGUAGGAGAUCCUGUACUCCGUACUGGCAAACCACUGUCAGUGGAACUAGGGCCUGGCAUAAUGGGAGCUAUUUUUGAUGGUAUCCAGAGGCCUCUCUCAGACAUCAGCACUUUGACCAAAAGUAUCUAUAUCCCUAGAGGUGUCAACGUGUCAGCUUUGAGUCGAGAUGUCAAAUGGGACUUCACACCUUCCAAAAAUCUGCGGGUUGGCAGCCACAUCACUGGUGGAGAUAUUUAUGGUGUGGUGAAUGAAAACUCCCUUAUCAAGCACAAAAUCAUGCUGCCUCCACGGAACAGGGGUACAGUUACAUACAUUGCUCCGCCAGGAAACUAUGACACUUCAGAUGUUGUCUUGGAACUGGAGUUUGAAGGUGUAAAGGAGAAGUUCACUAUGGUCCAGGUCUGGCCCGUACGUCAAGUUCGUCCUGUUACUGAGAAGUUACCAGCCAAUCAUCCUUUAUUAACUGGCCAGCGGGUCUUGGAUGCCCUCUUCCCGUGUGUACAAGGGGGUACCACAGCGAUUCCCGGGGCAUUUGGUUGUGGGAAGACUGUGAUCUCACAGUCUCUUUCAAAAUACUCCAACAGUGAUGUCAUCAUUUAUGUAGGCUGUGGAGAACGAGGAAAUGAAAUGUCUGAAGUACUGAGAGAUUUCCCUGAGUUAACCAUGGAAGUUGAUGGCAAGGUAGAAAGCAUCAUGAAGAGAACAGCUCUGGUAGCAAAUACCUCCAACAUGCCUGUGGCUGCCAGAGAAGCCUCUAUCUAUACUGGCAUCACCCUGUCUGAGUAUUUCCGGGACAUGGGUUACCAUGUCAGUAUGAUGGCAGACUCCACUUCCAGAUGGGCUGAGGCCCUCAGAGAGAUUUCAGGGCGGCUGGCUGAAAUGCCAGCUGACAGUGGUUAUCCAGCCUACCUAGGUGCCCGUCUGGCCUCUUUCUAUGAGCGAGCUGGCAGAGUGAAGUGUCUGGGAAAUCCUGAAAGGGAGGGCAGCGUCAGCAUUGUUGGAGCUGUCUCUCCUCCAGGUGGUGACUUCUCUGAUCCUGUCACAUCUGCUACUCUGGGCAUUGUUCAGGUUUUCUGGGGCCUGGAUAAGAAGCUGGCACAACGCAAGCACUUCCCCUCUGUCAACUGGCUGAUCAGUUACAGCAAAUACACACGUGCCCUGGAUGAGUACUAUGACAAGCAUUUUACGGAGUUUGUCCCUCUCAGGACAAAGGCCAAAGAGAUCCUACAGGAGGAAGAGGACCUCGCAGAGAUUGUGCAGCUUGUGGGGAAGGCUUCCUUGGCAGAAACAGAUAAAAUUACCUUGGAGGUUGCCAAGCUGAUAAAAGAUGACUUCUUGCAACAGAAUGGUUAUACACCUUAUGACAGGUUCUGCCCUUUUUACAAAACAGUGGGAAUGCUUUCCAAUAUGAUUGCAUUUUAUGACAUGGCACGUCGUGCUGUAGAAACCACAGCCCAGAGUGACAAUAAGAUCACGUGGUCCAUCAUCCGAGAGAACAUGAGUGAAAUCCUCUACAGACUUACCUCCAUGAAGUUCAAGGACCCUGUCAAAGAUGGUGAAACAAAAAUCAAGGCAGACUAUGCUCAGCUGUUUGAAGAUAUGCAGAAUGCAUUUCGCAGUCUGGAAGACUAGACUCAACUUCUGUGACCACUCCAGUUUGUCCUCUCAGUUUCUCAUCUCAACUCCUCUGCUUCCCUACCUUACAAGAAUGAUGCAACAGUACUUGAUAAAUAGCCCUGUGUUUUCUUCAUACUCGAGAGUCCUUAUAAAACAUUCCUCUUAGUUGUGUUUGGCAUUGCUUUGUGUGUUUGAAAU